AUGCCGGGAGAAGAAGGCGAAGCUUCUACAUCCGGUCGGCUCGCGUACCCUGAGAUCGACCCCAAAGGCGGUCCGGGAGCAAAAUUUCCUCUUCCUUCUCUAAUAAAGGCCUUACUGGAGGAUGCCCGAGGCCAAGCAGCAAAGUUCCAAAUAAAGGACCCCUAUUUGUUGGUCCGACCCGAUGCCAGCCACACCAUUCUGAGCCCGCCCCCGGGGUGCACUGCCUUCUACUACAAAGCCAUGGAGAUGGGCUUGAGGUUUCCGCUGACCCAGUUUGAGAAGGACAUAUUGAAUGCUUAUAACUUGUGCUUGGGUCAGCUGUCUCCCAACUCUUGGGGCGGCAUAUUGGCGGUUCAGGUGAUAUGCGAUAUCAUCCGUGUUAAACCGACCCUCACCCUAUGCGCACCAUUUACAAGCUGUUCGAGAUGCCCGCCGGGGAUCAUGGACCUGGUUGGUGGUGCUUCCAGGCUCGGCGAGGCUACCGAACCGUCCUCGACCUACCCACUCGCAAAAGGUGUUUCGUCGAGAAGCUUCUUUGUCCUUUUUGAAGGAAAGACCAAGAAUGGCCGAGCGACUGACUUCCGCUGCUCUCAAGGCCGCUCGGAUCAGGGCCGAGAUGAAGGCAAUAAGAUCAACAAGCCUUCCAAGCCGAAGGAUCCCUCCAACCCCAAACCGAGGAAGCGCAAGGAGAGGGCCGAGGAGAGAGUCGAGCUGACAGAAAAGGCCCUGGCCAAGGCUCGAGCUGAGAAGGAGGCCUCAGCAAAAAAGGCUCGGAAGGAGCCUUCGGUGGAGGUGAACAGUCCCCGACCCGACUCUGGAGGGGGGGACACCCAUAUUUCGGUUCAUCCCUCGGACUUUGAACCUGUCAGAAGUCCGGGACAUGCUCAGGGGACCUCCAACCCUUCUUUGGCCGAGCGCUCUUUGUCCGAGGCGCCCGUCCCCUUCACCCAAAUGUCCAAAACGGACAAGAAGAAGAGGAUCUCCGACGCACUGGAGAUCCUAUGCACUCAGACCGACCGAGACCAUAUUAAUGAGGUCAACGGGAGGAAUGAGUCGAGCGAGCUCUUCCGCUCUUGGAUGGACUUCUCUAUCCGGAUGACUAAAGUGGCCGAGGACCGGCUCGCUUUGGUCCAAGAAGUCCAGGAGCUGAAGGACGCGGCUCGGUCACACUUUGACGAGCUGUACCAAGCCAGAGAGGACAAAAGACUGGCCGAGCUGCGCAAGGAAGAGGUGGAGGAUAAGAUCCGGAAGGGCGAGGAGGCCUGGCAGAAGGAGCAGGAGGAGUGGAAAGUGGAGAGGGCCAACCUCUCCUUGGCUAAGGAGAAUGCCGAGUCGGCCAAGGCUACGGCCGAGACCAAUCUGGCAAAGGUCGAGGGCGACUUGGAGAGGGUCAAGUUCAAACUCUCAACAGCCGAGGCCCAACUGAAAGAGGCUCAUGCGGCCGUUGCCCGCUCCCAGGAGGAGUGGUUCAUGGCCUGGCAGGCUUCGGAUGAUUGUACUGAAUUUUGCGCCGAGGUUGGCCAGUCUUCCCACAAGAUGGGCGAGGAUGAGGCCCUUGGCAAGCUCCGGGAGGCCCUGGCCGACUCUUGUCCAGAAGCCGACUGGAAUUCUGUCUGGUCGCGCUACCAGGAGAUAGUCGAUGCUGAAGCAGCCGUCAUCAAGGCAAAAAUGGCCGAGGAAAUGAGCUCGGAUGACGAGGACGAGGAUGAUGAUGACGAAGGCGCUGCUAGCAUCGAGCCGCCUCCAGGGAAUGCUGCCGAGCAACCUGAUGCUGAGGACCCUGCUGCUGAUCCUGCUGCCGACCGCACUCCCCAGCUGCCUUACGGUUUUUUCUAUGUUUUUGCCAUGUUGGCUUUUUGCUUUAGUUUUUGCAUCGCUUUCGACCCUGUAUUUUUUGUAAACUCUUGGUUGUAUUUUGCAACUUUUCAUCAAUUGGAAUACAACUAUUAUUUUGCAACUUGCCUUGUGUCGCACUUUUUCGUUACUUGCAAUAUUACAACAUUUAAUAGACAAUAA
Molecule: messenger RNA, 2016 nt
Organism: Beta vulgaris subsp. vulgaris (sugar beet)
Lineage: Eukaryota; Viridiplantae; Streptophyta; Magnoliopsida; Caryophyllales; Amaranthaceae
Exons: 4
Coding region: 1-2016 (671 amino acids)
Source: RefSeq, a predicted model, not a curated record